Messenger RNA from Epinephelus lanceolatus (giant grouper), 3957 nucleotides. RefSeq names its product frizzled related protein (gene frzb). Lineage: Eukaryota; Metazoa; Chordata; Actinopteri; Perciformes; Serranidae. The record is from RefSeq and is a predicted model, not a curated record. Gene Ontology annotation, cellular component: cytoplasm. Gene Ontology annotation, molecular function: Wnt-protein binding. Gene Ontology annotation, biological process: canonical Wnt signaling pathway; non-canonical Wnt signaling pathway.
AGAGGAGGGGAGUCGUAGAGAAGGAGGGAUAGAGGAAGAGGAGGAGGUGAAAGCCUGAAUAAAGCAGCUCCUCCCGCUUCCUCGAGCUGCCCGCAGACCGGACAGCAGCAGCAGCAGCAGCAGCAGCAGCAAAGCUCCAAUCAGCAGGAAAAUCACGUCCUUCUUUGGAUUUAACUAUCCGUGAGUGACCGACACUUCACCGGAGCACCGACAGUGUCCCCUCUGUGAACCGACCACCGUCAUGCUGUCCCCGGGACUCUCCGUGUCUCUGCUGGCCGUGUCCUGCGCCCUGUGGCCGGCUGCGGUCCGGGCAGCGUCCUGUGAGUCGGUGCGGAUCCCGCUGUGCCGGUCCAUGCCGUGGAACAUGACCAAGAUGCCGAACCACCUCCACCACAGCACGCAGGAUAACGCGGUGCUGGCCAUCGAGCAGUUUGAAGGGCUGCUGGGUACUGGCUGCAGUCCAGAUCUGCUCUUCUUCCUGUGCGCCAUGUACGCUCCCAUCUGCACCAUCGACUUCCAGCAUGAGCCCAUCAAACCGUGCAAGGCGGUGUGUGAGAGGGCGAAGCACGGCUGUGAGCCGGUGAUGAAGCGUUACAACCACAGCUGGCCCGACAGCCUGGCCUGCAGCGAGCUGCCGCUGUACGACCGUGGAGUCUGCAUCUCACCUGAGGCUAUUGUUAAGGCAGAGGGACCAGAUCCAUACUACCAGGACCCAGCCAGGUGUAACCCAGAAUCCAGUCCAGACUUUCCAAUGGACUCCAACAACCUCCACUGCAGAGGACCAAACAGAGAUCGCUGCAGGUGUAAGACGGUCAAAAUGACUUUGAAGACCUACCUGAGGAACAACUACAACUAUGUGAUCAGGGCGAGAGUGAGGGAGGUGAGGAACCGCGGCCUGGAGCCCACAGCGGUGGUGGAGGUGAAGGAAGUGCUCAAGUCUUCUCUGGUCAACAUUCCCAAGGAGACGCAUACACUCUACUACUCUUCCUCCUGCCUGUGUCCUCCUCUGUCUCCCGGGGAGGAGUUCCUCAUUAUGGGCUAUGAGAACGAGGAGACGUCCAGGUUGCUGCUGAUCGACGGCUCCAUUGCUCAGAAGUGGAGGGACAAAUUGGGCAAGAAGGUCAAGAGAUGGGAUGACGUCCUGCAGGGGAAAGGCCAAGCAACUCAGCGCCGGAGUCGCCACUGAGAUCUGACUGUGUGUGUGGUGUGUGUGUGUGUGAUCGUGUGGAUGACCGUGUGCGUGUGUGUGACUGUGUGGAUGAUUGUGUGUGUAUGUGUGUGUAGAUAUUGCACUAUCACAGGCUGUUGUAGCUGAAUGUAGUUCAUCUCUACAUCUGUCAGACUGUCUGUUCGCAGUCUGAGUUUUGUCUUUUAUUUUCUUUGCACAAACAUUAUUUAGUGUGCGUUUUAGUGUGUGUGUGUGUGUUUGUGAGCGUGUGCAUGUGUGCGUGUGUUUGUAUGUAUGCGUGUGUGUGUGUGUGUGUGUGUGUGUGUGUGUGUGUAUACACCUAAAGCACUCAAUGAAGACAAGAGAGGGGGUGGAGCUUCAAAGCUGUAGUACUAAACCCUACGCACAGCCAUGCAGUAUGUACAUGACACUUUGUUUGAAAAAGAAAAAUUCUUUUAAGUGGCGGCCAUGUUGGCGCCACGGCUCCUCUCCAUGGUCACAUUUCGUAAUAAUCCUGGAUGUUGGCCACGUUACCACGGUGAUGUGAUGGAGGACAUUUAAAGCCAUUUGGACUUGGACAUUUUGGACUGUGAUAGACGUGUAGCCACGACCUAAACUUUACUGAACUCUGCAGAAAAGGAAAGAAUGAUAUUCACGCUGUGUUCAGACAGCAACAAGAGCGACUCAAGCAACGGCAACUAAGGCAACCAGGGCAACAUGAGCAAUAUCAGCUGCUCCCCUCUUCACUAUGGUUGGAUCCAGCGCCUCCUCUGGUCUCGAUGUGACACCACAACAUAAAACGACAAAUGUUCAUGUUCAGAACUGCUGAGCAGGAUAUCUACGAUCAGUGGCCACUUUAUUAGGUACACCUGUACAAUCUAAUGCAAUUCAAUCCAACAGCUCAACCAUGAACUCGACCUUCACGAAAUUCAUGUUUAGUUUUUGUUGAUAAUGUAUAGAUUCAAUUAUAUGUUUAUUAAUGAGGUCACAGUUAAAGGUUGUGUUGUACUGGAUUAGUCCUACGUUAUAUGAGAGGUGAAUAUAACACACCAUCGCUAACUAUGACCUCAGUGCUCGCCAACAUUAUAUGCAUCAUAGAAGUAAACCUUAUGACAGAACAGGUGGAUUACAUUGCAUUACACUGUCCAGACACAUGUAGAUGUAGAUGACUAUUCUGACGGAAGAGUGUUGAGUGUGUCUCUGGAUGUUUUUUGGGUUUGGAUCAACUAUUAAGUUGGUCAGUUUCAAAAGGCAUGAAUUCCUGCAGCUGCUCUGUGGGUUGGACUUCUUUUAAAUUCUGUGUAGCACAACGCAUUAAUAAGAGAGCCGUCUUUAAAUGAAAUUGAUCACAAAAUGGAAAUUAAAGCAAGAAAAAAAUUAAAUGUGACAUGGAAACUAUGGAACACACAUUGGUCAAUUUAUUAACAAAUUUGAAAUUCCAUUUUUAAAUUCAAUUAUUUCUGUGUUUUACCAUUUAUGGACAAAAUAAGAAAAAUAAUUACUGACAAAUUUAAAAUUUUAAUCAUCUUCUGGAUGUGUAUUUUAUUAAUUCAGGAUGGCACACUACAUAUUUAUACACAUACAGUUUUAAGAUUGUCUUUGUUGAUGUUGCCACUAAAGGUUUAUCAAGCUGUCAUUAAACUCUCCACCAUCUUUAGUCUCAUUAUGAAUGGUUCAUCAGAAAUUUCAAUCACAAUUGAGUUUUUGCUAUUCACUUAUAUCAGUUGUCAUCUUUUACUUCUUUGGUUAGGUCUGGUUGAUUAGGUCAUGUAGCAAGCGUUUUUUAAAUCAGUACUGAUGCACACUACUUGUUGUUUCACUGAUGUGAUACAUUUCCUUUUGGAUACUGGGGGGUAUUUUAAGGGCUUUUCUCACAGCAUACAUUUUGAUUUGUCAUCGUAGGAAAAGCACAGGUGUAGCUAAUGCUGCAUUUCCACUGCGUGAUAUGGCACGGCUCUACUCAACUUGUCUCGCUCUUUUGGGGUUUUUUAUCAGCAAAACUUGUGGAUAGUACCCAGUACUUCUUUGGUACCACCUCAUCGAGAUUCCAAGCAAGCUGCGCUGAUACUAAAAGUUGGAGUUAAAAUAAAGCAGACCACUGAUUGCUCAGAGAGAAUCAUGCGUCACGGGACAUCCUGCACAAACCUGCUAUUUUCAAAUAGCCAAUGAUGGAAGAAACUUUGACCCAUGCUUACAAACAUUUUGGAGACAGGAAAUUGGCGACACAGAUGGAGAGGUGGAGCCCUGAUUGUAGAAAAUGUUGAAUCAUUUUUGGCGCCCACGACUUUGGCUUUUGUUCGUACGUACAUUUUUAGUAUGGAUCAUACGCAUUGUUUUACAAAUAAGAUCCCUGGUACCGAAAGUGAGACGAGUCGAGCUGAACCAUGAGGUGGAAAUGAGGCAUUAAUACUAUUAACAAUAGCUCUGUUAUGGUCAAGUGUUCCAGUAAGUUAUGGCAGUGUGACCGUGAGCAUGGACGACACCAGGAUACACUGAAGCAGCUGAAUGGAAUUCAAACCCAUCACCUGAGCUUUUCCGACUGUGACCUGUCAAAAUGUCUGCUGUGAAAGUGGCUCGUCCUUCCUCCCAGAGCAGACCUGCUGUCUGAACACAGCCUCUGAUGAUAAACAGUGCUCUCUGUCAUUAUCACACAGUAAAGUCUGUCCAUGUAAACACACUAACACCCAGUACUACACUUCUUUUAUCAGUAAACUAUACUAACACUCCGAUAUUUUGAACUCUGGACUCUUCACAGCAGUUUGAACCAUUAAACAUGAUUUUAGACAACA